CGAUGCUCGAAAGUAAGCUUAGUUUUGUUUCAAAAAUUGACGUCUUCCUCCACACCGACACCCACAUAAUGAACUCUUUUCAACUGACCAUCAAUAAGAUCUUAUCCGAAACUCAAAAACAGAGACGUGUAUAGCUGGCAAGAACAGCAUUUAUUGAGAUCCAAGACGAGUAUAUAAACAAUGGCUUGUCCAAAGUUGCUUCGCAUUGUUCAUCAUCACUGAUCAAUUCAAAAAUGGCUGCUGUUUCAUCUUCUUUUGUGGUGUGGUUUCUGAUUCUGCUUCUUUCUUCUGCUAUCGCGUUGGCUCGAGGCCAAACCGUGCAAACCUUCACCUACGUCAACGAAGGCGAGUUCGGGCCCUACAUCACGGAGUACGACGCCAGCUACCGCGUCCUCCCCGUCGCCAGCUCGCCCUUCCAGUUCGCCUUCUACAACACCACUCCCGGGGCCUUCUACCUCGCCCUCCGCAUGGGCACCGUCCGGUCUGAGUCGCUGUUCCGCUGGGUCUGGGAGGCCAACCGCGGCCGCCCCGUCGGCGAGAACGCCACCUUCUCGCUCCUGUCCUCCGGCGACCUCGUCCUCGCCGAAGCCGACGGCCGCGUCGUCUGGUCGACAGGAACCGCUAACCGAGGCGUCGUCGGAUUCCGCCUACUGCCCACCGGAAAUGUCGUCCUCUACGACGCCAAGGGCCGGUUCGUGUGGCAAAGCUUCGACCACCCCACCGACACGCUUCUCGUCGGGCAGUCCCUCCGCCUCCGCGGCCCUAACAAGCUCGUCAGCCGGAGAUCCGUCGUCGACGGCUCCUUCGGCAUCUACAGCCUCGUGUUCUCGCCCGGCGGGAUUACCCUGUACAUCAACAGCGUGGCUGCCAGGCCGCUCGCGUACUACAACUACUCCGACGGCUUGCUCAGCUUCUCCGGCGAGUCGGUCACGUUCGUGUGCGAGCCCGAGACGGAGGACGCGUUCGCAUGGGAGUGCAGACUGAUCAUAAACCUGGCGCGUCCCAAGUACAACGCCACCUUAUCGUUCCUCCGCCUGGACGUCGACGGAAACUUGGCGGUGUACACGUACUACGACCCGGUGGACACCCAGGCGUGGGAGCGGACCUUCGCCUUCUUCGACGACGCGAGGGGCUGGCUCGCUGGAUGCGCACUGCCGAGCCGCUGCGGCGAGUUGGGGGUGUGCGAGGACCAGAUGUGCGUGGCGUGCCCGAGCAGGGGCGGACUGGUGGGGUGGAGCAGGGGAUGCGCGCCGCCGAGCCUGGCAGGCUGCAAAGCAGGGGACACGGCGGCGAAGUACUUCAAAGUGGAAGGGGUGGAGAACUUCCUGAGCACGUACAGCAACGGCGAAGGGAAAUUGAAGGUGGAGGAGUGCAGGAGGAGAUGCAGCGCCGACUGCAAGUGCAGAGGGUUCUUGUUCUGGGAGAACGAAUCGAGGUGCUGGCUGACGCCGCUGCUGGGGACGUUGAGCAGGGUGUCGAACUCGUCGCACGUCGCAUAUGUCAAGUACUUGAAGUAGAAGAAGAAGAAGCUGAUUCCGAUGAACAUUGCAGUGAAUAAUAUGAUCGAAGUUCAUCACUGCUUCAGUGAAUAAAUGAAAAUUUGUUCGUGAUUAAA
Messenger RNA from Zingiber officinale, 1615 nucleotides. Its product is annotated as EP1-like glycoprotein 2. The record is from RefSeq and is a predicted model, not a curated record. The transcript has a single exon. NCBI's taxonomy places the organism in Eukaryota, Viridiplantae, Streptophyta, Magnoliopsida, Zingiberales, Zingiberaceae. Bases 234 to 1517 code for a protein of 427 amino acids.